Molecule: messenger RNA, 839 nt
Organism: Panicum virgatum (switchgrass)
Lineage: Eukaryota; Viridiplantae; Streptophyta; Magnoliopsida; Poales; Poaceae
Product: pathogenesis-related protein 1A-like
Exons: 1
Coding region: 38-610 (190 amino acids)
Source: RefSeq, a predicted model, not a curated record
UUGCUCUCAACAUCUCUAUCUAACAACCAAAUCAUAUAUGGCUGGAACAAGCAUGUCGUCUUCCCUCUGGUCCUUGUUGCUCUUGCUCCUAGCAUUUGCUGCUGCCCUGUGCACGCCCAGCGCAGCCACCGAAGACGACGGGAGCAAUGGCACAGACCCCGACGCUGACCGCCGCGCGCGUGCCGCGGCCACGGUUGCCGAGAUCCUGUCGGUGCACAACACAGCACGGCAGGCGGUCGGGGUGCCGCCGCUGGUCUGGAGCCCCCAGAUCGCCGUGUACGCCAAGGGCUUCGCGCACUCGCGGCGCGGGGACUGCGCGCCCCGGCGGUCGCCGCUGUUCUACUUCGGCGAGAACAUCUUCGUCGGGAUGGGCCGGCACUGGAACGCCACGGCGCUGGCGGCGCCAUGGGUGGCGGAGGGUCAGUGGUACGACUACGAGACCAACUCGUGCGCCGCGCCGCCGGGCGCCGGGUGCCUGCGGUACACGCAGGUGGUGUGGCGCAACACCACGCAGGUCGGGUGCGCCAGGAUCGUGUGCGACAACGGCGACACCCUGCUCGUCUGCGACUACUUCCCGCCGGGGAACUACGGCACCGGCAGGCCCUACUGAUCCUGGGUCGUCUUGGCUGGUCACGCACCAUUCCGUGCGAAAUAUACUUGAAUUGGCUGCUCCCAUCUGCUUUGUGUUGUGUAUUUCCGCGUGAGUGAUGUCUCUCAACUGUAUAAUUCGUUGUGUUGUUGUCGUCGUCGUGAUUCUUAAGCAUCGCCGUUCCAUAUGGAAUUACGGUGUGCUAAAAUAAAACUGUGAUUCCAUUGAUUUGACAGCAAAUGCAACCGCU